UAGUGAUAGAAAGUUGCGUUACUGUAUCGUGCAGAUUGCAACUUAAAUAAUUUACUGGUUUCAGUUCGGUUUAUUGUCUUAAAGUUUAAUAAAAAUAGGCUGGUAAAUGCCACGCUUAUGUAAUACAUAGUAGCUACUGUAAGCAAAAAUAUUAACCGUAAAAUCGGAGGUGAAUCAAACUGCAGUGCAUUGAUCCCACGAGAAUUAUGUGGAAUUCCGUCGAGGAUGUUUUGGCAUUUAGCGGAUGCAUUUCACUCGUGCAUUAGAUUUGAAAGCAUGCAUAGUUUCGGAUGCAGAGCUUUUUCAGGUCAUAUGGGUCUUUUUUAAUCCGUCUUUUCCUCAAACCGUACACACAGCUGUGGGAAACGCGCAUAUGCCCACCGCUGAUGCCAUGUGGUCAAAGCAGCUGUGCAGUUGAUAACCAAUGACAGGCAGAAAACGCCGCGCGAGGCUGCAGCCUGAUAUUUAAACCAUCCACACAUCGCGCAUGCCAGAGAUGCGAGCUGCAGCGGUUUCUGCGCUGAGAACGGAAAGAUGCUGCCUUCCCCGAGCAGCCGCGUUCAUGGAUUAAGCUGGAUUUCAGGACACACCUGUAGAUUUUUCACCUGCGCUGCAUAAUGCCUUAUCUGAGACAGUACAUGAUUUUAGUGCUCUUCCUGGGCUUGUUUGGGGAAUGCCGGAGUAAACACGGCACGAGAGAGAGGAGGUGGACAGGAGCUGUGGAAACUCAGAAGCAUGGGACCUCCCUGGCAAAGAAGCCACCGGAUGUGACAAAAUCACGGCGACUGAAAACAGAGCAGUUGUUGAAAGUGGACGACCAUGACUUCACCAUGAGGCCCGCGUUUGGAGGUCCUGCUAUUCCAGUGGGAGUUGAUGUACAAGUGGAAAGCUUGGACAGUAUUUCAGAAGUAGACAUGGACUUCACUAUGACAUUAUACCUGAGACACUACUGGAAGGAUGAGCGCUUGUCUUUCACCAGCACCACAAAUAAAAGCAUGACUUUCGACGGGCGUUUGGUGAAGAAGAUCUGGGUUCCUGACGUCUUCUUCGUCCACUCUAAAAGAUCUUUUAUUCAUGACACCACCACAGAAAAUAUCAUGCUGAGAGUGUUCCCUGAUGGUCACGUUCUUUACAGCCUGAGUAUAGAUGACAAAAUAUCUCUCUCUCAGUUCCUCAUACAGAAGUUUCACACUACCUCUCGGCUGGCUUUCUACAGCAGCACAGGGUGGUACAACCGCCUGUAUAUAAACUUUACUCUUCGCCGCCACAUUUUCUUCUUCCUGCUGCAGACUUAUUUCCCUGCCACUCUUAUGGUUAUGUUGUCAUGGGUAUCGUUCUGGAUUGAUCGCAGGGCUGUUCCAGCCAGAGUUUCAUUAGGUAUCACCACGGUGCUCACCAUGUCCACCAUCAUCACUGGGGUGAAUGCCUCCAUGCCCAGAGUCUCCUACAUCAAAGCUGUGGACAUUUACCUGUGGGUCAGUUUUGUGUUUGUGUUCCUGUCUGUCUUGGAGUAUGCAGCAGUCAACUAUCUGACCACAGUCCAGGAGAGGAGAGAGCGUAAGCUCAGAGAUCGAGCAGUUAGAGAGCAGGUAUAUACUUGUAUAUAAAUAUCUCUUGUAAUUUCAAUCAAAUAUUCAAUCAUAACACAAAAGAUUGUGUGGAUAUUUUGUCCCACUCAUCCAUUAAAAGAAAGUCAUGUCAACCACAUUGCACUGUGGGAUAUUGUACUUCACACAGUGUGUAUGUUUUAAAUUUAUGUCUGUGCAU
Cyprinus carpio (common carp) is the source of this 1767-nucleotide messenger RNA. RefSeq names its product gamma-aminobutyric acid receptor subunit rho-2-like. The transcript has 7 exons. Lineage: Eukaryota; Metazoa; Chordata; Actinopteri; Cypriniformes; Cyprinidae. The coding region runs from base 618 to 1607 and encodes 329 amino acids. The record is from RefSeq and is a predicted model, not a curated record. Gene Ontology annotation, molecular function: extracellular ligand-gated monoatomic ion channel activity; GABA-A receptor activity; neurotransmitter receptor activity. Gene Ontology annotation, biological process: monoatomic ion transmembrane transport; regulation of membrane potential; nervous system process. Gene Ontology annotation, cellular component: neuron projection; GABA-A receptor complex; membrane.